Molecule: messenger RNA, 1287 nt
Organism: Coccomyxa subellipsoidea C-169
Lineage: Eukaryota; Viridiplantae; Chlorophyta; Trebouxiophyceae; Coccomyxaceae
Product: putative arginine biosynthesis bifunctional protein argJ 1
Exons: 8
Coding region: 1-1287 (428 amino acids)
Biological process (GO): L-arginine biosynthetic process; L-ornithine biosynthetic process
Molecular function (GO): L-glutamate N-acetyltransferase activity, acting on acetyl-L-ornithine as donor; L-glutamate N-acetyltransferase activity, acting on acetyl-CoA as donor
Source: RefSeq, a predicted model, not a curated record
AUGGCAGAGGAGAGCAGACAGCCUGCAGCCCCCAUCCUCAUACCAGAGGGACCCUGGAAGGAGGUGGAGGGCUCUGUUAAUGCCGCCAAGGGCUUCAAAGCCCAAGGCAUGCACGGCGGGCUGAGGGCAUCGGGACCCAAGGCGGACAUUGCAUUAAUUGUGGCGGAGGAAGGCGCGGCCGCGGCUGGAGCGUUCACCACCAACAUAAUGUGCGCGGCACCCGUCACCUACUGCCGCCAAAUGCUUGCUCGGAGUUCGCGCUCCAAGGCGGUGCUCAUAAAUGCGGGCCAGGCAAACGCGGCGACGGGGGACGCGGGCUAUCAGGACUGCCUGGAGAGCGCGGAUGCUGUGGCCAAGGCACUCGGGAUAGCACCAGAGGAGGUUCUAUUACUCUCUACGGGCGUCAUCGGCCGCCGCAUCAAGCUGGACGCGCUGAAGUCGGCCGUGCCGGAGCUGGCCGGGAAUCUGGGCAGCGGUGUGGAGGAUGCGCACCACGCGGCUGUGGCUAUCACUACCACGGACCUUGUCAGCAAGAGCGCUGCGCUGGAGGUGGAGAUAGGCGGAGCGAAGGUGCGCGUGGGGGGCAUCGCAAAGGGGUCUGGCAUGAUCCACCCCAACAUGGCCACCAUGCUCAGCGUCAUCACAUCGGACGCCGCUGUAGACGAGUCCCUCUGGACAGACAUCGUGCGGCGGGGUGCCAUCAACAGCUUCAACCAGAUCUCGGUGGACGGAGACACGAGCACAAAUGACACAGUGAUUGGAAUGGCGAGCGGAGCGGCAGGGAACGCGCUCAUAAGCGACCCGGCCAGCCCAGAGGCGAAGCAGCUCGAGGACGCAGUCACCGCCCUGCUGCAGGGGUUGGCGAAGUCGAUAGCGUGGGAUGGCGAGGGGGCGACGUGCCUGAUGGAGGUGCAAGUGUCGGGGGCGCCCAGCGAUGAGGCGGCACGCACAAUCUCAAAAUCCGUGGUCGCCUCCUCCCUUGUAAAGGCGGCCGUCUACGGGCACGACCCCAACUGGGGCCGCAUUGCCUGCGCUGCCGGGUAUGCCGGAGUGCCCUAUGAUCCCAACGAGCUGAACAUCCAGCUUGGGGACAUCCCUCUUAUGGAGGCCGGACAGCCGCUGGCCUUUGACGCCAAGGCUGCCAGCGCCUAUCUCACCUCCACCACUGCCGUGCAUGGAACGGUGUACAUCACCCUCUCUGUGGGGUCUGGCCCCGGCAAUGGCGCUGCAUGGGGCUGCGAUCUCAGCUAUGACUAUGUGAAGAUCAACGCAGAGUACACAACCUGA